AUGACUCGCGCCACCAACUUUACUGAGCUCUACGCAGGCCAGGGAAUUCUGGAUACCUACAUGGUCGCGGAAAAGAUUACCCGCUAUUUUACUCACGAUCUGAUAGAACUCUCAGGGCUGAGUGAGUCUAGCCUACGGCCUUUGGUGAUCCUCGACCUCGCCUGCGGAACGGGUGUAGUCUCUGAUGCCCUCCAUGACAUGUUAGAUUCCCAGUCACAAGAAGGCUGGGAGCUGACCUGUGGUGAUAUCUCAACUGAGCUCACCGGCCAUGUGAAGCACAAGAUUUUGGAGCGAGGAUGGGAUAAUUCGACCGCCAAGGUGGUGGAUGCGCAAAACACCGAGCUUCCUAGCGGACAUUAUACUAACGUUUUUGCGGCCCUUGCUUUUACCUCCUUCCCCGAUACCUAUGCUGCAAUGAAAGAGGUCAUGCGGAUUCUUCAGCCAGGGGGAACGCUUACUAUUUCAACUUGGCAGCGAACCGAAUGGCUUCCUGUCCUUGAGGCCGCUGUUGCCACAAUCCCGGCAGAUCUACCAUUCCCAACCACCAAGGAGUUCAUGUCCUGCAUGAACCCAGGAUGGGACUCAGAGGACUAUGUGCACUCUAGGUUCGAGGAGGCAGGGUUCGAGAAAGUCCAAGUCACGACAAUCUCGAAGCAGUUUGAAACAACUAUCGAGGACUUGUACAAAAUUGCACAGCCCGUGAUUCCUAUCAUUGUCAGUAAAUGGUGGAAUCAGGAACAAAGAGAUAAGCACGAACAGGACAUCCUGCCAGCACUUCAGCGGUAUUUGGAUGAGACUUAUGGAGCUAGUGGCCUGGUGCCGCAGAAGUGGACUGCUGUUUUUGCAACCGGUCAGAAGUCAUCUUAG
Molecule: messenger RNA, 867 nt
Organism: Penicillium vulpinum
Lineage: Eukaryota; Fungi; Ascomycota; Eurotiomycetes; Eurotiales; Aspergillaceae
Product: class I SAM-dependent methyltransferase
Exons: 4
Coding region: 1-867 (288 amino acids)
Source: RefSeq, a predicted model, not a curated record